This is a messenger RNA of Cherax quadricarinatus, 713 nucleotides long. Lineage: Eukaryota; Metazoa; Arthropoda; Malacostraca; Decapoda; Parastacidae. The record is from RefSeq and is a predicted model, not a curated record.
UGGAGAGCCUGACGUGCCGGCCUCUCAGCCAAUCAGCGGCCGAUCCUGAUAUUCCUGGGAAUCGAUACUGGGCGGUGAUUGGCUGGCGGGGGGUCCUGUGGGUGGGUGCUGGAGUGAGAUGCCGAGUGGCUCGCUGCACUUGGGUCAGUGUUGCAUGCUGCAGCGACGGGGGUGGAUGUGUGCUUCUAGUCGUGGUGUGUCAUAACGUGUCGUGUUUCCGUGUCAGGCGAGGCGUCCACGCCAGGCCUCCCGUGGCCGGUGGCUUCACUAACUCACAGCUCUGUCCACUUCUGCCGUCCACAAUGCCCAUGUUCACCAAGCUGGGCCACAAGUCCUCCACGGAGGCCAAGUCCAGUGGCCAGAGUGCAGCCAAGGCCAGUUCUGCUACGGCCAAAGCCAGUGUAGCCAUCGCAGCGGGGAAACACCUGCUCGAUAACACCCGCUGGCAGAAGCGGCUGCAGAAGGAAUUAAUGUCACUCUUGAAGGAGCCUCCCCCAGGAGUCACCGUAGAUGUUGACCAAGCCCACACCAAGCUGACAGAGUGGGUGGUACACAUGGAGGGAGCAUCCGGUACUCUCUACGAAGGAGAGAAAUUUCAACUGCAGUUCAAAUUUUCUCCAAAAUAUCCCUUUGAUUCUCCGGAGGUUAAGGUUGUUAUCCAAAGAGCAUGCUGGAAUACUUCAGUCACCCUGCAGAAUUGUUUUAAAAACUAA